AUGGGGCUGAAUGGUGCUUCCAAAGGCAAGGGCGGCAGAAAAGGAAAGAGCUCUGAUGAUGCGGUGAGCCCUGCUUUGCUCAACAGCUUCAUCAAGAACUCCUGGACGAUAGAAGCCCUCUUCCAAAACUGUUCGCGGCAUCAGAGGAAGUUUAAUCAUAUUCAUGUCUCUGCCUGCUGGAAUAAGCUGGGACAUCUCUCCAAGGACUCGGAGCAGUGGUAUAAUCAGCCCAGCAACCAAUCAGCGCUGGAUUCCCUGGUCCAGCAAACCCUUCUAGUUGUGCAGGGUACUGACAUUCAGGCUCGGCAGCUGGCGAAUAUCGUUCAUGGCAUCGUGAAGAGUGGUGCCUUGAAGGUUGGCACAGAAUCGCUCGGCGACUUGAUGAAGGCUUUGGCCGGAGCAUUUCGGGAGCACAUGGGCAGCUGCAAUGCUCAAGAGCUGGCCAAUGCAGCCUGGGCCUUCGCCAAAGCUGGCCAUGUGGACACUGAGCUUUUUUCCGCCCUCGCCGCGGCGGCCCAAGAGACAUGGUAUCUUGAGAACUUCAAUGCGCAGGAAGCUGCCAACACCACCUGGGCCUUUGCCACCGCAAACCAUUCCGACCCCAAGCUCUUCAAGGCCUUGGGCGAGGUGGUCGAGAUGCGUCUGAGCAGCUUCACCCCUCAAGGACUGGCGAACACCGUCUGGGCCUUUGCCAAAGCAAACUUCUUGGAUGCGAGGCUGCUCCGCAAAAUGGGAGAUAUGGCCCAGCAGUCCAUGGAGCUAUUCAAUGAGAUGGAUUUGGCCAACACCACCUGGGCUUUUGCAAGGCUGGGGCAAUUUGACCCGGAUCUUUUCGCAGCUUUGGCUAAAUCGGCAGAGUGGCACCUGGAGCAGCAGAGCUUCAACGCACAGGGCCUUGCAAGCACGAUUUGGGCAUUUGCGAAGGCAGGCUACCGGGAAGCCGCACUAUUCGAGGCCUUCACGAAAGCCGUCUGCCAGCGUUUGGCGACAAAGCACGGCCCGGACUUCAACUCCCAGGACCUGGCCAACAUUGCCUGGGCGUUUGCAAAGGCUUGUCAACUGGAUGAGAAGCUCUUCAAAGCUCUGUCCCGGGCAGCUGUGGGGUGUCUGGACGACUUCAAUGCACAGGACCUGGGCAACAUAGCCUGGGCGUUUGCUAAGGCUGGCUAUUUCGACAAAGAGUUGUUCAACUCCGUUGCAAGCUCCUUCUGCAAUGGCAAGCAAAACUUGGAUGAUCUCACUGCACCCCAUGUGGCCAACAUUGCCUGGGCCUUUGCCAAGGCUGAUGUAAAGUUGGAUGUGCCCCUGUUCAGUGCACUGGCCCGAUCUGCAUCGCAGCGUGUUGGAGACUUUACAACGCAGGAGACUUCCAUUUUGGCUUGGGUCUUUGCCAGUGCAAACCAGCUUGAUCCUGGGCUCUUCGCAUCCUUGGCAAGUUCAGUCCUCAGCUCUUUGGACGACUUUGACGAGGAAGAGCUGGACAACAUGGAGUGGGCCUUCGCUCGCGCCGGCCAGAGGAAGGUCGUGAAGACGCUUCAGAACAGAAAGACGAAGACGACGAGCUCGAGUGGAGUGUUGGCUUCACUUGGAUCUUUCGAGAAGCCAAGCUGUGGCCAAAUUGUAGUCGCAGGUGGUGGUAUCGGCGGCGCCGCAGUGGCAGUAGCACUGCAAAGUAGAGGCUUCGAGGUGGUCGUCUUGGAAGCCGACGAAAGCUUUGAUGCGCGAAAGCAGGGCUACGGCUUGACGAUCCAGGGCUAUGGCUCCACUACCCAGGCCUUGGGCAUAGAUCUGGCUUCUGAUGAUGCACCAUCCACGUCGCACUAUACCUUCUCACACUCCGGGGAAAUCUUGGGUUUCUUCGGAGAGGCUUUUGGCAGCAGCAAAGAUCGGAAGGAGAGUGAAGGCAUCUCUUCCGGUCGAUUCAUUCAUAUUCCGCGGCAGAUGCUUAGGAAGCGAAUCCUGGAUAAAUUGCACCCUGGAACGAUCAGAUGGAACAGUAAGCUGAAGAGCUUCAAGUGCACGCAGAAAAAGAAGAGUCCGAAGAAUGGAGUGCACAUCACACUGACGGAUGGAACGAACAUGGAUGCAGGUUUAUUGGUCGGAUCUGACGGGAUAUUUUCAACGGUUCGACGUCAACUUGCACUUCCGGGUGACCGCCUGAACUACGUUGGUCUUGUCGUCGUGCUUGGAAUAAUCCGGGAGGAGGAAAUGUGUGUUUCUUUGGCCCGCCGCCGCAUUUUUGAGACGGUUGACGGGUGCACAAGGAUCUACGCGAUGCCGUUCACAACCACCUCAACCAUGUGGCAGCUGUCCUUCCCUAUGGCCGAGGAAGCGGCAAAGAAACUUUGCAAAGAUCAGGCGGCCUUGAAAGCAGAGAUCGUGCGGCGAUGCGAGACGUGGCAUAGUCCCAUCCCUGAGAUGCUUGCCAAAACGCCCCUGGACUCCUUCUCCGGGUAUCCGGUCUAUGACCGAGACUUGCUCGAGCCCCACGUUCUCCGCAGCACGGAGGAGGCCCUGCGUCGUGUGACGCUGAUUGGCGACGCAGCCCAUCCCAUGACUCCCUUCAAGGCCCAAGGAGCGAACCAAGCCUUGAUCGAUGCGGUGCUGCUGGCGGAUGUCCUUGUUGAGAGCAUCCAAAAGUCGGGGGAACUGGGCCUCGACGCGGCGCUGCCGCUCUUCGAGAGGAAGAUGUUGAGUCGAUCGGCGCGGAUGGUGGUGGGAUCCCGGGAGAAAGCCCGGGAGAUGCACAGCCGGCUGGCCUUGCAGCCUGCUCGCAAAGUGCAGCGGGAAACCGGCCUGGAUCCGCAGAAGGCCAUCCGCGUCCUUCGUGAGAAGGGUAUCGGAGCUCAGUGUGCAAUGGACCCCCGCGGUUUGGACGCUGUAGUGGCUGAAACCAUUGCAGAGCCUGGCAGUUCUGAGGCCUCAAAAAGGCGUCCGCUGAAGCGUCCGAGGGGCGCAGAAGACGUCGAAGCCCGAAAGCCUCGAAAGAAAUCCCGGGAGGAGGCCCUGGAGAAAGGAGCCAUGUCGGAGCCUGCGCCAAAGCAACCUCUCUGGGGAUACAUCGAGGAUGCCUGGCACAAGUGCGUGCUGUUGGAGAUCAAGAAGUCGGGGCGGCACAAGGCCUCAGGAUCGGUCCAAGCGGCAAUAUAA
Symbiodinium sp. CCMP2592 is the source of this 3150-nucleotide messenger RNA. The record is from the annotation of a GenBank genome assembly. NCBI's taxonomy places the organism in Eukaryota, Dinophyceae, Suessiales, Symbiodiniaceae.